Cimex lectularius (bed bug) is the source of this 2680-nucleotide messenger RNA. It is a transcript of the gene sip1, whose product is annotated as septin-interacting protein 1. The coding region runs from base 133 to 2568 and encodes 811 amino acids. The record is from RefSeq and is a predicted model, not a curated record. Gene Ontology annotation, cellular component: U2-type post-mRNA release spliceosomal complex. Gene Ontology annotation, molecular function: nucleic acid binding. The transcript is spliced from 13 exons. Gene Ontology annotation, biological process: spliceosomal complex disassembly. Lineage: Eukaryota; Metazoa; Arthropoda; Insecta; Hemiptera; Cimicidae.
CUUAUAACAGUCCCAGGAGGUUUUUGUGUUUGUUUUUAUGGUUUGAAAAAUUGGAUUUUCCUUGUUUAUUUGUAUUAAUUCUAAUGAUCGACCAUUAUUUAUAACAAAUAAAACGAGUUGAAUUCAAACGAAAUGUCGGACCAAGAGUACGAACCGUUUGAAAUAACCGACUAUGACAUAGAAAACGAAUUCAACCCCAGACGCCCUCAGAGGAAUUCCAAAAACCAACAAAUUUAUGGUAUUUGGGCCAGGGAUGAGGAUUCAGAUGAAGAUGAAAGGCCUGCUUUUGGUAAAUCAGGAAGGAGGAGUAAGAACUUUUCAGCGCCUAUCGGCUUUGUCGCUGGUGGUGUGCAACAAGCAGGAAAAGAAGAAGCAAAGAAUGAAUCGGACGAGGAAGAAAACGAUGAAAAUAGCCACGAGAGACAAAAACACAUUACGUUAUCUGACUCGAGUGAUGAGGAACCAAGAGCGUCAUUCGGUUCAAAAGUAUUAGAUCCGUUGGCAGGUAUAAAUGAAGAGAUUGCCGGUUUGAGAAAAAAAUCUGCUUUCAAACCUAAUCCAGCCUUGGCUCAAAGAGGUGUCGGAACUUGGGAAAAACACACCAAAGGAAUAGGCGCUAAACUUCUUCUUCAGAUGGGUUUUCAACCAGGUAAAGGUCUUGGUAAAGAUCUUCAAGGGAUACAAGCUCCCAUAGAAGCACAGUUGAGAAAGGGAAGAGGAGCUAUCGGUGCUUAUGGGCCUGAAAAAGGCCAAAAAGUGGCAGAGAGUUCAGACGGAAAAGCGAAAGGAAAGGAAGAACGGAUAUCCCAGUGGAGGAAAGUCGAAGGGUCUAAAAACCGAAAAGCUCGUUAUUUUUACAAGAGCAUUGAAGACGUACUCGAUCAAAGUGUUCAGCCCCAAAGGAAACGAGAAUUCAAUGAAUUGACUAAAGUCAAAGUAAUCGAUAUGACUGGGCCCGAGCAGAGAGUUCUAUCAGGAUAUCACGCCAUCUCCGGAAAUCAGAAACCGGCAGAUGAAUGGGAAGUUAGAAAAGAUAAAAAAUUUACAAAUUUCCAAAUGCCCGAAUUACAGCAUAAUCUUAAUCUACUUGUAGACAUGUGUGAACAGGAAAUAAUCGUUAAAGAUCGACAAAUAAGGUACAACGAAGACAGAAUAGUAGGGCUGGAAUCUGAAAUGAACGGGCUUAAUAAAGUAACAGAAAAUGAAGCAAAGACUAUUGCAAGCUUAGAACACGUUCUUAACGUUCUCGAGGAUAUUUUGUCGAGAUCAAACAAUGGUACAAUUACUCUAGAUGAACUUGCCAGCACAUUUAAAAAACUCCAGCAAGACUACCCAGCUGAAUUUAUGAUGUAUGACAUGGCAGCUUUGGCUCCUAGUAUAAUUCAACCUGUCAUGAAAUCCCAUCUGUCCAAUUGGAAUCCACUGAAGGACCCGACAGGCCCUCUGAAACUUAUGAAUGAAUGGAAGAACUGCCUUAUCGGUGCUCAAACCUUAGUUCAUACUUUAUCAACGACAAAUGUGCAAGAGCCGUUUCAUAGGCUACUUUGGGAUACGUGGAUGCACAACAUUCGUAUCGCUGCAAAUGCUUGGAAUGUUAAAGAGCCCGAUCCUAUGAUUAAUCUUGUCAACACCUGGAUGCCUCUCCUUCCCAACUGGAUAAUGGAAAAUAUACUACAUCAGUUAGUGAUGCCCAGAUUGCAAAGUACCGCUGAAGAAUGGAAUCCGCUGACAGAUACAAUUCCAGUUCAUACUUGGACACACCCUUGGAUGCCUUUGCUAGCUCCACUUCUUAGGGUGUCGAUAUUUCCUGUGAUAAGACAGAAAUUAGGAUUCGCUCUAGUCAGCUGGCAUCCUUCUGAUAAUUCAGCAAGAUUGUUAUUAAGUCCUUGGACGUCAGUGUUUACAUCCAGUGAGAUGGAUACAUUUUUGGCUACACACAUUCUCCCUAAACUUUCUCAAUUAUUACAAGAGUUCAUUAUUAAUCCACAGCAGCAGUCAUUGGAACCCUGGGCUUGGGUAAUGGAAUGGAAUGAACUAGUUCCAGCACCUCUAAUGGCCAAAUUGCUUCAGAAAUCGUUUUUCCCUCGUUGGCUCCAAGUUCUCACUCUUUGGCUCAACGUUACCCCAAAUUAUGACCAAGUCACUAAAUGGUAUUCAGGAUGGAAAUCGUUAAUACCCGACAAUGUAAGAGAGCAGCCGUCGGUCAAAGAACACCUGAGAACCGCUUUGGAAUUGAUGAGCAGGUCUGUAGGAGGACCGCCUCCACCACCACCUCCUCCAGUCAUUUCUCAACAAGAACCCAGAUUCCAGGGCAUGGUUGAGGCUGUAAGGACAGGAUCGCAGGUAAUCGACGGAUUUAAAGACCUUGUACAGAAAAAGUGUGAAGAGCGAGGAAUCAUUUUUCAUCCAUUACAAAACAGGUAUCGAGAAGGAAAGCAAGUAUUUAGGUGUGGAGUGCUGCAAAUCUAUAUUGAUAGAAAUGUUAUCUUUUGUUGUGAUCCAGCAACAAAUAAUUGGGUACCUAUCAGUAUACAAAAUUUAUUAGAUAAAUCUUCUGGAAUGUUGUAAUUGUAUAUUGAACAUAAUUAAUGUUAGUAACAUUGCAUUUAUAUCAAAUGUGUAUAUAAAAUGUAUCUAUCUUUUCUUUUAAAGUAUAUAAUUUAAUUAACUUUUUUUUUAA